Hydractinia symbiolongicarpus is the source of this 2023-nucleotide messenger RNA. RefSeq names its product programmed cell death protein 7-like. NCBI's taxonomy places the organism in Eukaryota, Metazoa, Cnidaria, Hydrozoa, Anthoathecata, Hydractiniidae. The record is from RefSeq and is a predicted model, not a curated record. The transcript is spliced from 8 exons. Bases 264 to 1793 code for a protein of 509 amino acids.
UUAUGAAAACUCAGUUAUUAUUUUGCUUGUCGGUUGUGUUCCAUUUAAGUUUCUCUUUGGAUUUUUAAGGAAGCCCUGGCUUUUUGUAGGACUACUGUUAUCUCUCUCCUUUAACUUUCAUAGGACACUUUGAAGGUUAUAGGAAGUAUUUAAAUUAGCUGCAGAAUUGUUUACAUACUUUGAUAUAGUUUUCAUUGUAUACCAUUGUAUAGCAAACUAUAUGUUUAGUUCAUUUUAUUUUUUAGCUGUAUUAUAGUAUCAAAAUGAGUAGAAGGUUUUCGCAGCCGCCAUAUUAUCCUACUGAAGGAAAUAAUCCUAAUCAGCCACAAUAUCAGCCUCGACAGAAUGUUCCACAGUUUGGUGAGCAUCAACAAAAUACACAUCAAAACUUUCAACAAGCUUCCCCAAGACUUGAAUUUAAUCUUCUACCAGGAAAACCAAACUUUCCACAAUCACCCAAUAUCGCACCUUCGAGAUUCUCACCAAUCCAGCAGGGUGCUUUCCCAAAUUCACCCAUGUUCCUGCCUAAUUUGAAUUUCCCGCCAGGAAUGAAUUUUCAACCGAAUAUCUCACCUAAUAUGUUGCCACCCAGUAAUAUACCAGUACCAGAUUUCACACGCCCUCCACCGAAUUUCUUUCCACGGUUUCCCCCAGUCCCAAACAAUAUCAGUCCACCUGUUUUUCUAAAUAACCCAGGAUUUCCACAGCAACCAUUUAAUAUGAAGCCUGUUACUCAAAACAUUGUUGCACCCGUAGAAAGGGAUGAAAGGGAAGAACAUAGAGAGUUAAUGAAAGGCCUUGUAAGCAAGUGGAUUCAAGACAAACGUAUUUUGUUUAAACCGAAGGAUAAGUCGUCUUCGCUGUUGAAGAUCGGUGAAUAUCAAAAAACAAUGCGAAGAUACGUGCAAACUAUUGAAAAAUUACGAGGUUUAAACGAUCAACUUGCUGAACAUAUGAAAGCAGAUGAUCAAAGAUGGAAAUCACUGAUGGAGAAUGUUGCUACGACCAGGAAUGAUGUGUUGAAAAUGCAGACGACAUUGUUCAACGAUGAACAAAUGAAGUACAUCUCCACACUUGUCAACCUGAGAAAGAAAAAAAGGGUUCGUAUCAAACGGAGAAAAGAGAAGAGUAAAGCUGACUACAUCGCUUCACUUAGUAAUCGUAUCAAAUUGAACGAACAGAUUGACGAGUGGCAACAUAAAGAACGCACUAAAAUCAUGAUGGAAAGAAUGGAGGAGACAUUAAAAAACGAAGCAGGAGAGUCUUUAGUUGAAGUAAAACGCAAACAAACCGAAGCAAACGAAUUUAUUGAUGUCGUAAAGAAUUUACAGAAACUCCGAGAUAUACGGAAAGAAACCGCCAUAUACAAAGGUAUUUUAGUCAUUGAAAAAGAUGACGAAGAGUUUAAUUCAAAAAUUGCUGAGGUCAUCAAACUGUUAUCCGAUCAAAAACAAACAUACGAAGCAGAGGAAAAAGCUUUGCGAGUUUUGCGUGAAGAAGAAGCGGAGCAGUUGAAACGAGUGGAAGAUGAGAAGCGAAAGAAACAAAAGCAAAAUCGUCAACAACAUUUAAAUCUUGUGGAUCCACUCGCAUCAUAUCGUAUGUACUGGUUGCAAGGAGAGGAUAGCAUCGCUGCUCUUAUACAUAUAAGAAGGCUAUGGGAUAUGUAUUUAUGCCAGCCUGGUGUAGGAGGUUCGCGGCUGCCAAAAGGUUGGGUGACACCAAGUUCAUCGUGUGAUCAAGAAUGGAAGAAAUAUCAAAUAAAGAAGGUGGGGGAAACGCCAAAGUCGUGAUAGCUAAUCAUGCAAUCAAGACGGUAACAGAAGCAAGAGGUGUGAAAUAUGAUGAAGUUUCUACGUCGUGUACGUCAGGGUUUAUAAAUGAUCUUAUGAAGUCGAUGUAUUGCAAGGAUUAGGCUGGCAAAAACCCUGCGCAAAUUUGAACACAAAUAAAUUAUUUUCUCACUGUAAAGUCUUUUAUAGAAAAAGAGAAAAAAGUCUUGCGUUACUUGCACUAUAAAUUA